AAAGGAGAGAGCUGGAGGGAACAGGAGCUGUUUACAGACUACUCUAACUCCUUUACAGGAGUUACCAGCGAUGUAAAAAUGACAAAACGUUUGUUUUCAAGGAUCCAGUUCUAUGACAUUAAGGAUCUGAUUCAAAAUGUGAAGCGGCCCAGAAGAAUCGAUGUUCUUAGCCGAAAGAGGCGUAAGAAGGACAUCCAGGGCCUCAAGGUUCAAAAAAUAAAUGAUGAGACAUAUCCUUCAAAACAACAACAAAGUGGGCAGACUGAUCAUAAACUCCACAUGACUCUGGAAAUGUUGCUACAGGAUAAAAAGUAUUUAGCAGCGUUCCGCAGCUUCCUGCAGUCUGAGUUCAGUGAAGAAAACAUGGAGUUCUGGCUCGCAUGUGAAGACUUUAGGUCGACCGCCUCACCGGACGACCUUCAGUGGAAAGCAGAGGGGAUCUACCAGGAGUUCAUCCAGCCUACAGCCUGCAGAGAGAUCAAUGUUGACCACCACAUCAAGGAGAAGAUCAAGAAGUCUUUGGAGAAGGCGAGCCCCUCCUGCUUCGAUGAGGCCCAGAAACAGGUUUACCUGCUGAUGGAAAGAGAUUCUUGCCCCAGAUUCCUGCUCUCAGAUGCCUACCUGAGUCUAAAGCACAAGUCAAGGACUCUUUGGUACAUUUAGCUCAAAACACUGUAUCAAAACUGCUUUUCUAAUCCUCACUCUUUUGCCUUUUUUUCUAUUUGACUGAAUUGAAAAGUUAUUUCACACUGUAAGAGAAGCUUGGAUCAAAACCGUCCUUUUUGCUUAUUGCUUUAAACCCAAACAGAAAUAAUGUUUUCAACCAUGUGCAACAUCAACCUGUUAUAUGACGGUAUGUUGAUGAAAUAUUGUGGAAAAUAAUAAAGCAGGAAAACAGAAAGUGGAAAAAAGUAUAUGUAAGUAGGGGAGAAAGAAUGCUAUUGGUACGUUUAAUUUAGAAGAUUGUGCAGAGUUUGGAGUUGUUUGAAGGAAUGUGUUGAGGAAAAGUAAGUUAAGGGGCAGAGUACAGUAGGAUAAAUGGUUUCUGACAUGUAGAAUGAAAUGACCUAGUUUUCAUAAAUGAGCAUUAAAUUCUGAGCUAUUCAAAAUCAUGACUUCUUGACCAUCUUUGGAUACAUUUCAUGAGAUGAGUAGUUCUCACUCAUCGUCUAUAACUACCCUACUUUUAUGACUAUUUUCCAUGUUGUCAGAAUUUUGAGACAACGAUUUAUAUUUAUCUGACUGGCAGUCUAACUGGACGUGUGGGGAUGGGCAUGAGUCAAAAAUGAAAAAAAAAAAGGAGAACAGUUUCCACAGCUCACCCAGCAAGGAGAUUCAGUCUCUGGUCACAUGUCUGAUAUCU
This is a messenger RNA of Sebastes umbrosus (honeycomb rockfish), 1363 nucleotides long. Its product is annotated as regulator of G-protein signaling 21. Lineage: Eukaryota; Metazoa; Chordata; Actinopteri; Perciformes; Sebastidae. The transcript is spliced from 5 exons. The coding region runs from base 79 to 663 and encodes 194 amino acids. The record is from RefSeq and is a predicted model, not a curated record.